This is a messenger RNA of Prunus mume (Japanese apricot), 1909 nucleotides long. RefSeq names its product sugar transporter ERD6-like 7. NCBI's taxonomy places the organism in Eukaryota, Viridiplantae, Streptophyta, Magnoliopsida, Rosales, Rosaceae. Gene Ontology annotation, biological process: transmembrane transport; carbohydrate transport. Gene Ontology annotation, molecular function: sugar transmembrane transporter activity. Gene Ontology annotation, cellular component: membrane. The record is from RefSeq and is a predicted model, not a curated record.
UCGAAAAUUUACCACCCUUCUGGCAUAUUGUGCUCUCUAUGUUUGCCUUCCAUUAUAUCAUAUUUUCUUGCUUAAAGUACCCAUCUGUUCGAAUCGUCUUCUCUUUGCAAUUUAUACAGAUUCAUAGACAUACAGGGGAGUUAUAUAUAAUCAGGCAGACAUGGCCGCCAUCAAAGAGUAUGCAAAGAAAGACGUGCAGGAUGAGAUAAGAGAGCCAUUGGUGAGGGUGGAUAGUAACUUGGGUGCUGGAGAUGGAUCAAGUCAUGGAAGCACCAAAGGGGAUCAAUGGAUGGUUUACCUCAGCACAUUCGUUGCAGUUUGUGGCUCUUAUGAAUUUGGAUGUGGUGUGGGUUAUUCAUCACCUACUCAGUCUGCCAUCAGGAAAGAUCUCAAUUUAUCAUUAGCAGAGUAUUCAAUGUUUGGCUCCAUUUUGACAUUUGGUGCAAUGAUAGGUGCCAUCACAAUUGGCCCCAUCACAGAUUUUCUUGGUCGAAAAGGGGCCCUGAGAAUGUCCUGUGUUUUUUGUGUUGCAGGUUGGCUUGCUAUUUACUUUUCCAAGGGGGCUUUGUCUCUGGACAUUGGGAGACUGGCAACAGGGUACGGUAGCGGUGCCUUUUCAUACAUUGUACCUGUUUUCAUAGCUGAAAUUGCACCUAAAAAUCUUCGAGGAAGACUAACUGCUAUAAACCAGUUAAUGAUCGUUACCGGAGUGUCUGUCUCCUUCAUAAUUGGGGUAGUAGUCAGUUGGAGGGCUUUAGCAAUAAUCGGAAUUGUUCCCUGCGCUGUGAUCAUUUUCGGUCUCUUUUUCAUUCCUGAGUCUCCAAGAUGGUUGGCAAAGACAGGACGCCAGAGAGAUUUUGAAGUUGCACUGCAGAAACUUCGUGGCAAAGAUGCUGACGUAUCUCGCGAAGCAGCAGAAAUCCAGGAAUAUAUAGCCUCUCUUGACCUGCUCCCUCAAGCCAAAUUGCUGGAUUUGUUUCAAAGAAGAUACUUGCGCUCGGUCAUUAUUGCAGUUGGGUUGAUGGUCUGUCAACAAUUGGGGGGAAUCAAUGGGGUCUGUUUCUAUGUCAGCAAUAUUUUUGAGCAAGCAGGCUUUUCUCCCAGACUUGGAACUAUAACCUAUGCUAUUCUUCAGGUUGUGGUUACUGGCCUUGGCGCAGCCGUAAUGGAUAAAGCGGGAAGAAAGCCUCUAAUUUUGGCUUCUGCAUCAGGGUUGGUACUUGGCUGCGUCCUCAUUGCCACUUCAUUCUUUCUCAAGGUUCAUGGAUUGGCACUCAAGGCAUCUCCCAUCUUUGCGGUAGCCGGAAUAUUGAUCUUUAUAGGAUCCUUUUCAGUAGGAAUGGGAGCAGUUCCUUGGGUUCUGAUGUCGGAGAUAUUCCCUAUAAACAUUAAAGGACAGGCUGGAAGCUUAACAACGUUAGUGAACUGGCUUGGUGCAUGGUUGUGUUCCUACACUUUCAACUUUCUUAUGAGUUGGAGCUCCUACGGUACCUUCAUUCUCUAUGCAGUAGUAAAUGUUCUGUCUGUGUUGUUCGUGAUUGUGAUAGUACCUGAAACAAAAGGGAAAACCCUGGAACAAAUCCAAGGGGCCAUUAACAAAUAGAUGAUUAAGGAAGAACAAGAGAAGACAUGAAGAGCACUCUUUGUGGAUAUUUCUCAUUGAAAAUUUUGACAGCACAAACCAGGAACCUGGUACAAGGAAGAGGCUUCCACACCAGAAGAAUUUUGUACUGUUAUUUUUACAUAUAAUUAAAUUGAUACAUGCCAGAAUUAGUGUUUAUACAAACCUAAACAAGGACCAACUAAUACUUGGAUUUAAGGUGAAAGUUUUUGUUUUUGUUUUUAUUAAAGGUGAAAAGUGGGUUUCUCACUAACACACUAUCAAAGUGCCAUGGGAUUUUGAACGUGA